Messenger RNA from Plasmodium relictum, 1305 nucleotides. RefSeq lists its product as hypothetical. The transcript has a single exon. The record is from RefSeq and is a predicted model, not a curated record. Lineage: Eukaryota; Apicomplexa; Aconoidasida; Haemosporida; Plasmodiidae. The coding region runs from base 1 to 1305 and encodes 434 amino acids.
AUGUAUGAAUGCAAAACAAAAGACAAUAUAGGAAAUAAUUAUGUCGGGUACUGUUGUAAAAGAAAAUUAGUAAAAAUAAAAAAAAUUCAAAAAUACAAAAAUAAUUUUUUUAGAAAAAAAAUACCCAGUAAUAACAGAAAUAUAAAUGAUAAAACAAAAGCAACUAUAUUUUCUUUAAAUUUUUUGAAUAAAAUUAAUUCAUUUAAUGAAAUAAACAAAAAAAAAAUAAAAAAAAAGUCAAAAUAUUUUUCUGAACAUAAUAUUAUAUCAGUAAAAAAUGACCAAAAUGUUCAUGAAGAAAAUGAUAAACUUAAGAAAUCAAUUAAAAAAAAAUUACAUAAAGAAAAUUAUAUUAAUUUUGAAACACUGAAAAAAAAAAAAGAUAAACCAUAUUAUGACGAUUUGAAGAUAGUCAGAACAUAUCGCCAUAAACCCAGUUUUUUAAGUCAACUUUCAAAUUCUUCUAACUCUGAAGAAACAAAAUCCAUUUUAAGGGAAGUAAAUAAGAUAAAUGAAUUAGAAAAAAAAAAAUCUAAAUUAAAAAAUAUAGUCAAAAAGAAUAAGUCAUUAAAUGCUGAUAAAAUAAAAAUGGGAAGGUUUGUAGAAUAUUUUGAUAUGGGAGCAAUUUGCGAAACAAAUGAAGGAAAUAAUCAAAAUGAAAUUUAUAAAGAAAACAUAAAAUAUAUUAAUACCAAAUAUAAUCCAACAUAUCUCAAUUAUACAGAAAAAGAAGAAAAGAAUAAAACAAAAAAAAACAAAAAAUCUACAAAAUUCAAAAAUAGCUUAAGUGAUCUUGAUAAGUUAAACAAAAAUGAAAUACAAGAAAGCAAUAAAAAAAAUAUAAAGAAAAAGCAAUUAUUGAGUAAAAUGGAUGAUUUAUCUAACUGCUACAUAAUUAAUCAUAAACUAACUUUCAAUUGUGUACAAGGAAAAUUAGCAAAUAUAAUGAAAUUUAAUGAAACUAACCUACCUAAAAGAAAAAAAAUUAACUUUAUUGAAAAAAAUAAAAGAGAUUCCAAAAUAAAAUCUAAUUUUAAUCGAAUAGUAAAAUUUAUUGAAAACAAUGAUAUGCCAUUAAACAAUAAAUUUAAUAAUAAUAAAGAUACAAGCAAUCAAAAAAAUUUAAAUUUAAUAUGUAAUAAAAAAGUAUUAACAAGUAAAAUGAAUGGAAUUAUAAAUAAUUCAAAGAAUCAUUUACAAUCUUUUUUAAUUAAGUUAAAAUCCAUUAAUUCAGAUGAAAUUGAUUCCAUUAUCAAAGAUAAAAAUUAUGAAAAUAUUAUAAAAGAAAUACUAUAUCAUAACUGA